AUGGUGGUGGAAACCAUUUUCCGGGGGAAUCUUCUAUUUCUUUUUCUUUUCUUUCUCCUUUCCUCCGCCAGCUCAGCAAAGGCAAACGAGCUGCAAACACUCUUAUCCAUCAAAUCUGCCUUACAAGGAUCCAACACCAAAGUAUUUGAUUCCUGGGAAUCCUCCAAUCCUAUGUGUAACUUUUCUGGAAUCACUUGUGAUUCAAGUAAGGCAGUGAAAGAAAUUGAACUCUCCAGACAGAAUCUGACGGGCUUAAUUCCGUUGGAUUCCAUUUGCAAGCUAAAAUCCCUGGAAAAACUCUCCCUGGGAUUCAACUUUUUGUAUGGCCCUGUUACUGGUGAAUUAAACAUGUGUGCUUCUCUCAGAAGUGGAUUUUCAGGAACUUUUCCUUGGAAUUCUCUUGAAAACAUGACGAAUCUUGCUGUGUUAAGCCUCGGAGACAAUCCCUUUGAUCGAACUCCUUUUCCUUCUGCGAUUUUGAAGCUCACGAAACUGAAGUGGCUAUACUUGUCAAAUUGCAGCAUUGAAGGGAAAAUUCGGGACGGGAUUGGAAAUCUUGUUGAGCUGAUGAACCUGGAAUUAUCACAUAAUUAUAUAACUGGGGAAAUUCCUGUUGGGAUUUCCAGACUGAGAAAACUAUGGCAGCUUGAGCUUUACCAGAAUGAACUAACUGGGAAAUUACCUGCUGGAUUUGGAAGUCUGUCGAGCUUGGAAUAUUUCGAUGCUUCAAACAAUAAUCUUACGGGAAAUCUUUCUGAAGUUAGAAGUUUGAGUCAGUUGGUCAGUUUUCAGGUCUAUAAAAAUGAAUUUUAUGGCGAAAUCCCACAUGAGCUGGGAGAAUUCAAGAAACUGGUGAACUUUUCCAUUUACAAGAACAGACUUUCAGGGGAGCUGCCAGAGAAGCUUGGUUCUUGGUCGGAAUUCCAUUUCAUCGAUGCCUCGGAGAAUUAUUUCACAGGUCGGAUACCACCGGACAUGUGCAAGAAGGGUACUAUGAAAAAGCUCUUGAUCCUGCAGAACAAUUUCACAGGCCAAAUUCCAGUAACUUACGCGAAUUGCGAGAGUUUAACGCGUUUUCGUGUGAGCAAGAAUUUGCUUUCCGGCAAGGUUCCUGGCGGUAUAUGGGGGCUGCCUAAUGCUGAAUUGAUUGAUGUUGCAGAAAAUAACUUGGAAGGGCCAAUUACUUCUGAUAUUGGAAAAGCAAAUUCUUUAUCUAGCCUCUUGCUUGCUAAAAACAGAUUCUCAGGUGAAUUGCCAUCAGAUAUUUCAAAGGCUUCGGCUUUGGUUUCUAUUGAUUUGAGUUACAAUCAGUUUAUGGGUAAUAUUCCCCCAACAAUUGGUGAACUCAAGCAACUAAACAGUCUUCAGCUGCAGGCCAACAAGUUAUCUGGUUUAAUACCAGAUUCCUUAGGCUCAUGUGAUUCCAUCACUGAUAUUGACAUGGCUCAUAAUUUUCUUACCGGUCAAAUUCCAGCCUCUCUCGGGUCUUUACAGACUCUUAAUUACCUGAAUUUGUCAUGGAAUGAACUCUCUGGUUCAAUUCCUGGGAGUUUGUCCUCUCGCAGUCUAAGCCUUCUCGAUCUCUCAAGCAAUCAAUUGAUCGGUCCCAUACCGGAGUCUCUUUCAAUUGAAGCUUACGGUAACAGCUUUGCAGGAAACAAUGGCCUUUGUAGUGACAAAAUCAGGAAAUUCCGUCCAUGUUUAUCUGAAUCAGGCACUUCUAGGCACCUUCGAACGGUCUUAUUCUGCUUCAUGGUAGGAUUCAUUAUCAUACUCCUGAUUGCAGGCUUCUUUUGCAUAAAGAAGACAAGCAAAACAGAACGUGGACGAUCGCUGAAGGAGGGUUCUUGGAAUGUAAAGCCUUACCAUGUUUUGAGCUUUACAGAAGAUGAGAUUCUUGCUUCCAUAAAGCAAGAGAACAUAAUAGGUAAAGGUGGUUCUGGCAAUGUUUAUAGAGUUGUUCUUGAAAAUGGCAUAGAAUUGGCUGUGAAGCACAUAUGGCACUCUAAUAAUACCAGUAACCGGAAAAAGAUCUGCAGCACAACUCCAAUGUUGACGAACUGUGGAUUUAGGUCACUGGAAUUUGAGGCCGAGGUUCAAACAUUGAGCUCAAUAAGACAUAUUAACGUGGUUAAGUUGUAUUGUAGCAUUACUAGUGAGGACUCAAGCUUACUGGUUUAUGAAUAUAUGCCGAAUGGAAGUUUAUGGGAUAGAUUGCAUACUUGUAGAAAACUAGCCCUUGAUUGGGAUACAAGGUAUGAAAUUGCUGUUGGUGCAGCAAAAGGAUUGGAAUAUCUGCAUCAUGGUUAUGACAGGCCAGUGAUUCACCGCGAUGUCAAAUCGAGUAACAUUUUGUUGGACGAGGAUUUAAAACCUCGGAUUGCAGAUUUCGGACUUGCAAAGAUUGUUCAGGAAAAUUCGACCAAGGAAUCAUCGACUCAAAUCAUUGCAGGAACUCGAGGGUAUAUAGCUCCUGAGUAUGGCUAUACAAACAAAGUAAACGAGAAGAGUGAUUUGUACAGCUUUGGAGUAGUACUAAUGGAGCUUGUGACGGGGAAGAGACCAGUCGAGCCCGAGUUCGGGGAGAACAAGGACAUAGUUGAUUGGGUAUACAGCAAGUUGAAGAGCAAAGAAAGUGUUCUAAGCAUAGUGGACUCAACUAUUCCACAAGUUCAGAAGGAAAAUGCUAUUAAGGUUUUGAAAACUGCUAUUUUGUGCACAGCCAGAGUUCCUGCAUUAAGGCCUACUAUGAGAACAGUGGUUCAAAUGCUAGAGGAAGCUGAGCCUUGUCAAUUAGUCGGCAUCAUUGUUGGUAAAGAUGAUCAAAAGUAA
Fraxinus pennsylvanica is the source of this 2832-nucleotide messenger RNA. The record is from the annotation of a GenBank genome assembly. NCBI's taxonomy places the organism in Eukaryota, Viridiplantae, Streptophyta, Magnoliopsida, Lamiales, Oleaceae.